Messenger RNA from Nasonia vitripennis (jewel wasp), 3169 nucleotides. It is a transcript of the gene Rab26, whose product is annotated as ras-related protein Rab-37. Gene Ontology annotation, cellular component: endosome; Golgi apparatus. The transcript is spliced from 7 exons. The record is from RefSeq and is a predicted model, not a curated record. Gene Ontology annotation, molecular function: GTPase activity; GTP binding. The coding region runs from base 870 to 1694 and encodes 274 amino acids. NCBI's taxonomy places the organism in Eukaryota, Metazoa, Arthropoda, Insecta, Hymenoptera, Pteromalidae. Gene Ontology annotation, biological process: protein secretion; regulation of exocytosis.
GCUUCUUGCCGGCUCCGUCGAGAGAGCUGUGUAUAACACGUGUACCGACGCGGGAUUUUAAGUGCGGUUUCGCGUGAUCGGCCUGUGUUAAUUUUCGGAAGCGUCGUAAAACUUUUGUGCUGCUGCGCGACUCGCUCUCCCGAUAUGGUGCGGGGGUGGAUAUCAGUGACUCGUGUUUCGCGAUGAUGACGUAUUCGGCGUAACGUAUGCUGAUUCAAUUUGAAAGAAUAAGGUUCGAUCGAGGAGGUGUUAAGCUACUUUUUUGUUUUAUACGCGAUUAAAGGUCUCGAGCGCGCGAAGGUAAAGCGAAGCAGUCGAGCCAAUCUAACUCAAUCCGUCUGAUAGUUUUGUGAUAGACAGAAAGUGAUAAAAAAUAACAUACUUUAAAACGUUAUAUGAAGAUAAAGUGAAAUCGAGGAAUUUUCGACUCGACCCGUCCGCAAGGGCACCGCAACUCGGCAUUACGCUCCUGCAGUAACGCUCGGGCCCACAACGACGCAAGAGCGUACACCUACAUACAGAUACAUAAGCAGGCGCGCUUAGCGUGAGCGCGGCGUCCUUUUCCUCCUUCUCCGCGACUCUACUCGCGAGGUUGACUGACCUCUUCUUGGUCUGGCUGCGUUCGCCGAUAUCCGCCGCCGCCGUAGUCGCGCGAGUGUGUGCGGCAUCCCGUAGCCCAGGCCGCUUUUAUACAGCGGCAGCAGCAGAAACAGCGAGAGGGAGAGAGUCAUCGACGUGGGGCCCUGCCGGCCGAGCCGAGGCACAAGGCACCAGCAGCGCGGCGAAGAAAUCCGCGAGCCCACGGUCCGCCGGCCAAGGAGUGGUCGAGAAGAAGAAGAGCAAAUUGGUGCUCCGCGGAGCAGGCUUUCAUGAACAGGCAGGAGCCAGUAGCGGUGGCGCGGGUCGCCAGGCAGCAGUCGACGGGGUCCACCGGGCCGCGCAGCUCCGAUUGGCCCCCCUCCACCUCCAACAGCCGGGCCCCGCAGGCCGGGGCCGGUAACCCCCACUACGCGGCGCGCAGGCAGUCCUCGAACGACAGCGCCUGCUCGGCGCAGGCCACACCCGAGCACUGCGACCUUCACUGCAAGGUCAUGCUGUUGGGCGACAGCGGAGUGGGAAAAACCUGCAUUCUCACGAGAUUCCGCGAUGGUCAGUUUCUGUCCGGAAACUAUAUUACCACCGUUGGCAUCGACUUUCGGAACAAAAUGGUCACUGUAGACGACAGCCAGGUCAAGCUUCAGAUAUGGGACACUGCUGGACAGGAAAGGUUUCGAAGCGUGACGCAUGCUUACUACCGUGACGCACAUGCACUGCUGCUGCUCUACGACGUGACGAACAAGCAGAGCUACGAUAACAUCAGGGCCUGGCUGGGCGAGAUUCGAGAAUACGCUCAAGACGACGUCGUCAUUAUGUUGCUCGGUAACAAGUGCGACUGCGGCUCGGAGAGGAUCGUCAGACGGGAGGACGGACAGCGGCUGGCGAACGAGUACAAGGUGCCCUUCAUGGAGACCUCGGCCAAGACGGGCCUCAAUGUCGAAUUGGCUUUUCACGCGGUCGCCAGGGAGCUGAAAGCGCGAGCGAACAAGCAAGAGGGAGGCGACUCGGACGACGCUCGCUUCAACGUGCAAGAUUAUCUUCGGCAGCAUCAAUCACAACGGAAUUCCUGUUUGAGUUCCAAUUGCCUAACGACUUGAGCACUACUGCUGCAGUAGCUGGCCGUCGUCGUCGCGCGCAGACGUCUCCACUGUCCAACAGCGUCGCUGAUUCGAACGGCCGGACCGAGGGAACGAGUCGAACCGGAAACCGUUGGCCGAUUCGAAUUUCGAGCGCGCGCGCGCGCGCGCGACCCUUUGAAAAUUCAACGUUUGUGUAUGCCCGCAGACGAUGCCGCUUAUGAAUUAUGUUACAACAUAUACACAUACAUAUGCCAAAAUAUAAAAUGUACUCGAGAGGCUCUCCCCCUUGUCGUUUGUUUAUGCAGGCCUUACGAACGAAUUAAUAUGUGUAAUUGAUGGUGUAAACAAAUGACAUUCGCUGGCGAAACGAAAAUAUAUGUAUUGCAAAAGCAAGUCUAACUAAUAUGUGUUCUUUCCUGUAGAAAUAGUAGGUACUGCAUGUAAACGGGUGCGCAAAUGUUAAAGUUGCAUAGAGAUAUAUACAUAUUAAAAGUUGUGGGAGAAAAGAAAUCUGUAUGAUCAAUAUAUUUAGAUACCCGAGAGAUGGAUAUUGUAUAGAGGCUAGAAAUUCGACCAGUGUAAUUCGAUAUUGACAAAAAUUCGUGUACAGAACACCACUGUUGUAAAAGUUUCUCUUAUUUUUGUACAACCUUAGGAAAUUCAAAAGUCGUACUUGACCACUUCCAUACUUUACUGAGCAAUCCCUUAGAGUUCCUGUAGUAUACUAAGUCAAUCGCAAAAUGAAGCUUGCUGAAGAAUCAAGUUCAGAUUUGUUUGAAUCAAUCAAAUAUAACUUUAACAUUUACUCAAAUCGUCCGAUAUAAUUUCACUUGCACAAUAGAGCACAAUUGAUUUAGAAGACCAAAUUAUGUUUUGAAACUUUCAAACACGUUACGUCUACUAUUAUUGGGGAUGUAUUAUAAAGUACUUUUCUCAAGGAGCUGGCUACAAUGUUAAAAAGAAGACACUACAAAAUAAAAAAUAUACUGUCGCAUGUGAAACCUGCAAAGCUCAAACUAUAUGUAGACUGCUACCAAGAAUAGAAAUGUACAAGUGCAUCGUUGUAUAAAGUGUUAUAGUGCAUGGUCAAAUAAUAAUUAAAAGGAACCAAUGACCAAAAGAUAUAAAAUAAUACGACAAAUCAUUUGUAUUAUAUUAGAUUUGAUUUUAACUUUGUUGCCACAAAAUGAUAAAACGACAUUUGCUUAUACAAUGCCUUAUUUUCUUACAAUCGAGAAAAGUUCUUCUCUGUGUAAUGAGUAUCAGUUUCUAAUCACUAAUGAAUUUUGUAACAGAAUAAAAGUUCUGUUAUGUAUCGAAAAAACGUGUUGAUUCUUAAAACAUGCCUACAUACCAAUUUUUCAUAACGCAAUAAUUAAUCUUAAGUUUGUACUCGGACUUAAGCUAAUUUAUUUAAUGUAUAGUUGCAUUGUAAUCGGGAUUGAAAAAGUAAUGUAAUUCAUAAUUUCGAAAUAAAUUGAAAGCUUACCUUA